AUGCUUAAUGUUUCCUCUACCAGCCCUAUGGUCUCGGUACGUCUGGCACGCAGCGAGUCAUUGAAGGCUCAGGGAGAAGGCAGACGGCGGGGUGUAGCCUCAGGAUCAGAGUCUGUCCCCCGCUCUCGUAGCGAUGUGGACAUGGAGGACUGUGGCGAGGAGAGGGAAGGGCCGGGUCUCAGGCUGCUGCAGCACAGUACCUCGUCAUCUGCAUCCAGCAGCUCUGCACGGUCUCUAGAGAACCCUACACCCCCAUACACCCCUCGGUCUAGACGCAG
Monopterus albus (swamp eel) is the source of this 278-nucleotide messenger RNA. RefSeq names its product rho guanine nucleotide exchange factor 11-like. The transcript has 2 exons. NCBI's taxonomy places the organism in Eukaryota, Metazoa, Chordata, Actinopteri, Synbranchiformes, Synbranchidae. The annotation marks the transcript as partial. The record is from RefSeq and is a predicted model, not a curated record.